Molecule: messenger RNA, 1359 nt
Organism: Blepharisma stoltei
Lineage: Eukaryota; Ciliophora; Heterotrichea; Heterotrichida; Blepharismidae
Source: the annotation of a GenBank genome assembly
AUGGUAGGACAAGAAAUUAAUGAUGUGAAAAUCAGCACUGCGUUAAAAAUCACAAGUUUGAUUUCGGGGCUGGCUCUGGCCGUUCUGGCGAUCUAUAAAUUCUCUGCUCUUGGUAUAUUCAACGCCCGAGAUUUUUUUUUGACUAUUUACUAUAUAAUAUUUGGUAUUCUGCUGGCAUUGUCAGAAAUGCCAUGCAAGGUCCUCAUGUCUUGUGUCUCAUUUUUGGGGUUCUAUAUUGGAAAAGCACUGUUCUGUUUAUUUUUGGGAACGAUUGUGUUUGAUACUGGAAAUGCUUUCUUUUUGGUGCUGGCAAUCGUAUUUUGGGUUGAGGGAAUUAUGUAUUUUUCUCUUGCGUGUGGCUGCAAAAAAAAUAUAGUUAAUAAGGAAGAGGAAGGAGGAGAAGGAGAGAAAGGAGAGAAAGGAGAGAAAGGAGAGAAAGGAGGUGCAAAAGCAGAGAAGGCAGAAAAAAUAAAUUAGCUUAUGAUCAAGGAUUUUUCUUUUGAAUUUUGACAUUAGUAAGCCAUUAGACUUGCUCAGCUUAUCCAAGCUUCAAGAUCGAAAAGCUUCCCAAGCUUUUGAAUCCUUUGAAACUCGCAUGACAUAGUCCCUGGCUUGUCAGCUCCUAGAUUGAGUUAUAGAGGUUUCCUCUAUAUAGCGCUAAAAGCGCAGACAUUUUCCCAGGAGCUUUCCAAGUUCGUCGGACCAAAUCGCUUUUUGGUCCGACCAAGGCAUUGAUUUGGUGCAACCUACCGAUAAAUUCCGAUCAGAAUUUAUCGGCCUUACAGCGCCAAACAUAGGAAACUUCUAUAGGUACCAUUUGACUUUUAAAGGACAACUAUUUGGUAUUUCUUUCAAGUAAAGCCUAAAGAUUCUUCAUGGAAGCCCAUACUAUAAAAAGAGGUCAUUAAAUUAUAAAUUAAAAAUGCCAAUGAUUGAACAUAAGUCUCAAGAACUCCAGUCUCCUCUCAUCCCUGCCUCAGCCUGCAAAGCCCGCCAGGAUUGGCAGCUCUUUUCUAUAUAAUGAGAAAAAGAGUCAAGGCUUUAAUAAGCUUGCCAAGAUCUAUAGAAAUUUCUCAUAGAUGGCGCUGUUUGCCCUUGAUUUGCCCAAUUGGGAAUUUUUUUGGUUCGACCAGUCCCAUAUGAUUUUGUCAAACCAAAAAAUUUUUCUCAUGGGCAAAUCAAGGGCAAACACUGCCAUCUAUGGGAAAAUUUCUAUAUAUAUUUUUAAAAUUAAAAAAAUUGUAGGAUAAAUUGCCUUUUUAUAUUAAUAUGUUCGAGAAGACAGACAAAAAAGAAGAAAAUGGGUUUAAGUCUGUUGAUUUGAACUCCCCUGCAGCUGAAAAUGGUGCUGCUGUUUAA